AUGGCAAGCCUUUCAGUAUCGCUCAUUUUCAUAAACACCGUUAGGAGAGUAAGAACAAAAGUCAAGAACGAAAGGGUGCAUAUUGGGGGAUUAACCCAUACUUUGGAAAAGUCUUCGUGGAGGCAGAAGCGCCAGACCCACGCUAGGCAGUUCACUGAUCCGAUUCGUUUAAAACAGAUGUAUUUGGAUUUAAAACAAACAGAGAUGUCAGUCCUGGGCAUGUUUAUUGAUUCUGUGUUAAACCUCAAACUGCGGGUAACACUAGAUAUUCAGGACCAGCUUCUCCCCCCUUACUUAUCACUGAAGGCAGGAACAGGAGUGUUCAGUACGCCUCUUACUGUAGAUUGCAAAAUGGCUGAUACUCUCUUAAGCAAUCUGGACAAGUUACUGCUACAAUUUGUUUUUCAGCUUGAACAGGCAUCUUACUCCAAGGAAUAUGAAAGACAACAGAUACAGCUAUAUACUGCAAACAUUUUGGAGGAAAAAAGUGAAAUCUGCCACCUACAUGAAGAAAUAAAUAAAAGUGAGGAAGCAAUUCUUAACUUAUGCAGACAAAAUAAUACCAAUAAAGAGAACUGUAACAUCUGGAAACCAACAUAUGUUAUUUUGAAAAAACAUGAAGAAUAUUUGCAGAAAGAACUUCAGAAUUACCAAGAAGCAACAGAAAGAGACAAAAAAAUGUACCAGGAUUAUAUGAAUCAAUAUCAAGAAGUUUUCAGGCAGCACCAAGCAAAAUAUUUAGAAACUACAAUUGCUCAAGAAUAUUAUCGUGAAAAAAAAGAAUACGAAGAAAUUCAAGAUCGAGUUCAACAAUAUUCCAAAUUAUUUAAGCAGAAAGAAGCUCAACUGAUAGAUCUUCACAGACCUGGUCCUUUCCAAUCACUUUCUUCAUGGGCAAUUCAUAUUGCUUCUCUGUGGCAGAACACAAAGGAAACUCUUAUUCAUGAAGCAAUUCUCAAACAGCAAUCAGCACAACUUGUCAAAACUGCAAAAGAGCUAGAAAAGAAAAUUAACUACUUCAAAGAGCAUCUAGACAAUGUUACAGAAGAUCAAAAGCAUACUGAACAGAUGGAAGAGGAUUCUAAUGUGAUAGAAGAAAAAGCAAAAAAUCAAGAAAGAAAGAAGGGCUUUGAUGAAAGCUUGUUCAAAGAGAGUCAACAUUUAUUGAACAAGAAAGAACAAACGUAUAAACCAUUAAAUCUACCUAGCAUUUUUCAGAAAUUAGUUCAAAGUGUGCCAACUGUGAAACCACUAUUUCAGAUCACAGACACAGGUAACAAAAUAGAAAAGGAAGAGAAUCUGGCAGGACAUUCAACAGUGACUAGUAUGUAUUUCAACCACAUGGAAAAUGAAAAUCAGAUAUGCAAUCAGAAAUGUGAAAAUUCAGAAACCGAUAUUGUAGAAACAGAUUCAUCUAUAACAAAUGAUCCCAAGGAAAUACCAAAUAGAUUAUUAGCUAAUCAGAAGAACACACUUACUAAACAGUGCUUUAACAUUGAAAAUACAAAAGCAAGAGAUGCAGAUGCUGUAUCAACUCCAGGGCUAAUAACUCCAGAGUCUAACAUGCUUCCAAAAACCCCUGACUCUGGUGAGAUGAGAACUCCAUUUGAACUAUUUCCAUCAGAAAGUGAAGGAUUGCUGGCCAAGUCACCUGCUUUUUCUUUUCUUGCUGGGUUUACCUCAAAGUCACAGUCACCUGGAUUUAAUUUUUUUGAUUUUUCUGCAUUUGGAACUGACAGUUCAUUGGAUCAGUCAGGUGAAAGCUGCUCUGCUGGAAAUAUAAAUCCAAUUUCUCCACACAAAGAUAUUGGAGAUUUCUUUGGGAAAAUGGAUAAUGAAGACUCAUUUACAUUUGCAUUUCCAACACUUCCUUCUGCUCAGGUUUUUCAAGAUGGGAAAGAAGACUUUAAUUUUCCCUUUGCUUUUGGAUCCUCAGAGCAAUCCACUCUAAAAGGUUUUCAAUCUGCCUCAGAAAACAGAAAACCAUUUUCACUUUUCUGA
Messenger RNA from Ahaetulla prasina, 2001 nucleotides. RefSeq names its product chromosome 1 C14orf39 homolog (gene C1H14orf39). Bases 1 to 2001 code for a protein of 666 amino acids. Lineage: Eukaryota; Metazoa; Chordata; Lepidosauria; Squamata; Colubridae. Gene Ontology annotation, cellular component: central element. The transcript is spliced from 18 exons. The record is from RefSeq and is a predicted model, not a curated record. Gene Ontology annotation, biological process: oogenesis; meiotic DNA double-strand break processing involved in reciprocal meiotic recombination; spermatogenesis.